CCCCCUCAGUUUUGACUUCCUGGCGCCGGGCCUGCGUGGGAGAGUGUUAGAGCUGUUAGCGAUCUUCUUCAACAGCUUGCUAUGUCAACAUUUUAUGUUAGGGAUCUCACUGAGAGAUCUUGUCUGUAGUUCGGGGACACACAGUUCAUCAGGUAAAUGGUGAUCUUCUAGUAAACACCAUGUAAGAGUAAACAGUGUGAAGGAUCCGAAGGCACAUGAGGAACAUCCAUGAAAAAAGAGGAAAAGGCCAAAGGUGAGGACAACCAUCUGACUUCAAUACCGGCUGAUAACUGAGGGGAUAAGGUGAGCUUUUAUUGGGUCCUUUGAUGAAGGGGAACAGGUGCAGGUGAUUAGAAUGCCUGUGAGGGUUCGCGGGAUUGGAUGGAGGUGGGUUUUGAAGGACAGCGGUGAUUAGGUGAGCAGGAAUGAGCUGGGGAUGUGACAGCGCAAGUAUGUCUGCGGUCUGGAGGUAUUAUAAAGUUGAUGACGACAACAUUGCCAUAGCAAACUGUGAUAUGUAAACCUGGGAUUGCCCAAGUUGAGGUGUUAUUUGUUUUUAUAUUAGAUUUUUGCUAUAUUUACCAAAAAAAAAGUCCAAAAGUGAAGAAUUUCAGUUAUUUAUAGUUUAUUGUUCAAGCUUCCUCACAGUAGUGCUCUGUUUGUUAACAGAGAUGUUGAAUAUUAAAAUAAGAUGAAUUAAAUAAAAAAUAAGGAACAUCCUGGAUCUGUUUCCUCGCCCUUCUUUAUUUUUUGAUUAUGUUUUAUACAAGUAUCGAAUCUGGUUUUGGUAUCGAUACUCAAAAUCAAAUGACUCUUACUUAAGGCCAAAAAACCCUGAUCAGUACAUAUAGUCAUCACUCCACUAGCAGGUGCUUGCUACAUUACUGAUUUUGAUCCCUUUCCAAUAAUUAUUUUUAACCCGGAAGAUGGAAUUAGCUGACAAAAGCUCCAAAGUCUUCAACACACACAAAUCUGUUAAAACUUUAAAAAAGUUUUUCAGGGUGUCAAAGACAAAAGGAGAAAACAUCCUCAAAACACAUCAACAUGAUGAAGAUUCAAACUAUUCCUUGAUAAACAUUUUUCAUAAAAAUCCCAGGGUUGAUGCACUCAAAAAUAUCCUACUGCUUGUUUAAACUGAGAUUUAUGUUGAGAUUUUUUUUUAGGACAACAUAAUUGUUUUAUGUUCAAUCCACUCCAAUUUCUCAGCUUAACUUAAUCUUUUUGUGUUGGGACAACAUGAAUGACUUGAGUGGAUCCCUGCAAUUUUUACGGCGUGACAAGACCAGACAAGGCGUGCCCUGGAGUUACAUGUUCUUGUCCCUCCUCCUCAAUGUAUACUGAAUCCCCCCACACACUGUCUUCAUUCAUUGACCAUCAGGACAGCAGAGUACAGCGGUGCAUUCAUCUCCAUACAAAGAAAACAAAAGCAGAAGAAUGGAUCCCAGGCUGAAUUCUCCUGAGAAAUCUCAAUUUCCACCACCACCUAGCUACCAGGACAGUCCACCUCCAUAUACUCCAUCCUAUCCAGGCCAGUCGGUCCCACAGGCCCCCUAUGUUCAAGGGCCACAUCCAAGACAAGCGGUGGUCUCGGUGCAGCCUGCAGUUUUUGUGGCUGCUGCUCCAUUGCAAACUCCACCGCCGGAUUACCUGUGUUACUCCAUCUUCAACUUGUUUUGCUGCUGUUUCCCUCUGGGCAUCGCAGCGCUGAUAUUUUCCGUCUCUACUUGGAAUGCCAAUUCCACAGGACAGCGUGAAUUGGCAGAGAAGAACUCCAAAACGGCGCGAACCCUGAACAACUUUGGUGUUGGUCUCGGCAUCGUUUUUAUUAUUAUGGCGAUUGUCUUAAGGGUUAUAAUACAUUAAAUGCAUGUAAAAGUAUCCAUAUCCAUAAAUAAGCUGCUCUCAUUGUUGGGUGCAGAAUUUGAUUCCCUUCAUUUUAAUAGUGUGCCAACAGUGAUUAUUCGAUGUUUGAUGAAGAAAAGCAGUACUUAUAAAAACAACACUUAUUUUUA
Danio rerio (zebrafish) is the source of this 2012-nucleotide messenger RNA. Lineage: Eukaryota; Metazoa; Chordata; Actinopteri; Cypriniformes; Danionidae. The record is from RefSeq and is a predicted model, not a curated record.